GGCCUCUUGUCUGGCCACCUCGCCAGCCGCGUGGCGGCACAGGCCGCCUUGGCCUCACGGGCGCGCUCCGGCUUCCUAGCCUCCUUGAAGGCCUAUCGCUCCUUCCCACGGGAGCUCCGAGCAUCCUUUCCUUUCGGCCAGCUCCAUCUGGGACACCUGGCGACCAGCUUCGCCCUCCGCGAGGCACCGCGCGAAGUGGUCCAGAAGAACCGGUACGAGCGGACUGCAGAGGCCCAGGAAGGGGCCUCAGGCCGCGGCCCGCGUGGUCAGCGGCUGAAAGAAGGCCGCAAGGAGAGACGGCCCACUAAAGGCAGCAAGGGCACCAAGGGCACUGGCAAGGGCAAAGCUUCCCAGAAAGGUAAGCCCCGCAAGCCCGGGAACCCGAAGGGUUUCGGGGCAGAUGCUGCAGAUGAGUUUGCAGCUUGA
Molecule: messenger RNA, 426 nt
Organism: Symbiodinium necroappetens
Lineage: Eukaryota; Dinophyceae; Suessiales; Symbiodiniaceae
Source: the annotation of a GenBank genome assembly